AUGGCCGCGUCCGCCGUGUCCGUCUGCUCCAGCGACCUGAGCUACGGCAGCCGGGUCUGCCUGCCCGGUUCCUGCGAUUCCUGCCCCGACUCCUGGCAGGGGGACGACUGCCCAGAGAGCUGCUGCGAGCCCCCCUGCUGCGCCCCCAGCUGCUGCGCCCAGGCCCCCUGCCUGACCCUGGUCUGCAGCCCAGUGAGCUGUGUGUCCAGCCCCUGCCAGUCAGUCUCCACCAGCACCUGCACGCCCUCGUGCUGCCAGCAGUCUAGCUGCCAGCCGGCUUGCUGCACCCCCUGCCCCUGCCAGCAGGCCUGCUGUGUGCCCGUGUGCUGCAAGCCCGUGUGCUGUGUGCCCGUGUGCUCUGAGGCCUCCUCUUCAUGCUGCCAGCAGUCUAGCUGCCAGCCGGCUUGCUGCACCCCCUCCCCCUGCCAGGCCUGCUGUGUGCCUGUGUGCUGCAAGCCCGUGUGCUGUGUGCCUGUAUGCUCUGAGGCCUCCUCUUCAUGCUGCCAGCAGUCUAGCUGCCAGCCGGCUUGCUGCACCCCCUCCCCCUGCCAGCAGGCCUGCUGUGUGUCCGUGUGCUACAAGCCUGUGUGUUGCAAGCCUGUGUGCUGCAAGCCCAUCUGCUGUGAGCCUGUCUGCUCUGGGGCCUCCUCUUCAAGCUGCCAGCAGUCUAGCUGCCAGCCUGCUUGCUGCACCUCCUCCCCCUGCCAGCCGUCCUGCUGCAGACCUUCCUCCUGCGUGUCCCUCCUCUGCCGCCCCAUGUGCAGACCUGCCUGCUGUGCCCCCGCCUCGUCCUGCCAGCCCAGCUGCUGCCGCCCGGCCUCCUGUGUAUCCCUCCUCUGCCGCCCUGCCUGCCCCCGCCCGGCCUCCUGCGUGUCCCUCCUCUGCCGCCCCGCCUGCCCCCGCCCGGCCUGCAGUUGCAUCUCCUUGGGCCAGAGGUCCAGCUGCUGA
This is a messenger RNA of Propithecus coquereli (Coquerel's sifaka), 948 nucleotides long. RefSeq names its product keratin-associated protein 10-1-like. The coding region runs from base 1 to 948 and encodes 315 amino acids. The record is from RefSeq and is a predicted model, not a curated record. Gene Ontology annotation, cellular component: keratin filament. Lineage: Eukaryota; Metazoa; Chordata; Mammalia; Primates; Indriidae. The transcript has a single exon.